Molecule: messenger RNA, 1582 nt
Organism: Physella acuta
Lineage: Eukaryota; Metazoa; Mollusca; Gastropoda; Physidae
Source: RefSeq, a predicted model, not a curated record
ACAUCCUGGUGUACGUGGUGGUCCUGGCCUUUGUCAUACUCAACAUGUUUGUGUCCAUCCUGACGGAUUCCUUCUCCGCGGUCAGGAGAGACGUACAGUCACAGACCAACGACUACGAGAUCGUUGACUUCAUGAUUGGUCGACUGAAGAAGUGGACAGGCUUGGGCACUCAGCCAUCCACCACAAUAGAUCCCAACGUCAACAAAACCUUAGAUGGUUAUGCUAAUGAUGACGAGGAAGACGAUGAAGAUAAAUUUGACGAGGCGAUCAAUCCAAACAUGGCCAUGUUCCCGUCUAGAAUAGACAAACUCUUGAACUCCUUGUCUGCCAUCUACCAGGAGAAUGACAGUCUGGCUGGAUUACCUAAGCCGUGGAUGAAACAGCCGUACCAAGCCCCACCUAGAUGUGAUCAGUUAAGUUUCAGGCCACCCAGUGCAGCACGGGAUCGUUUUAGGCCACCCAGCACUUCACAAGAUGGUUCAAGGCCAACUAGUGCAGUACGUUUCAGGCCACCCAGCAGUUCACAAGAUGGUUCAAGGCCAACUAGUGCAGUACGCGAUCAUUCACGGCCAACUAGUGGGGCCCAGAAAAGGCGCUCAAGUUUGUCCAAAGUUGAAACUUCUUAACCUUGAAGUCAUACCCCUUCAUCUGAUGCCGUGAAAUCUAAUCCUUCUGUCUUUGGACUUGAAAAAAGAAUUAAUUUUGUUGGUGACUAGCUAAUCUUAGAUGCAGCCACAAGACAGUUAUAAUAGGCCUAUAGUGAAUAUUUGAAGACAUUAUUUUAUAGCUGUGUUAACUCCACAUUUUUUAAACACAUUUUUUUUGGCACUUUCUUUAUCAAAAACAUGUGUGCUAUACUUACAUUUUAACAGUUGACAUGUCCAUGUUGUAAAGUUUACAAGUGCUUGUGACAAAGAGAAAUAUUUCUUGGCACAUUCGUUGUUUUUUUGUGUAGAGUUGCUGGACAUUUUGGAAAAAUGGUGUAACACAAGAGGAAGUUAAUGGUCAGUUGUGUUUAAUUAUGUGCCCAUAUAGAUCUAUGAUAGGAAGUUAAUGGUCAGCUAUCUGUGCCCAUAUAGAUCUAUAAUAGGAAGUAAUGGUCAACUAUGCACAUACUAAAAAAUAAUGAUCAGACAUGUUUAAAAAUUUCCCCUAUCAAUUCUGUGAUAAUGUUGUACUUUGCCUCUUGCUUAACAUUUUUAAAAUGUGCUAUCAAAUUAUCUACUUUUUAAGCUAUUUUUCUUUCUCUUUCGCUUUGUUUUUUAAAUUGUACCCACAUUUUUUCACUGAGAAACUUGUAAAAAAAAGGUUUGUCUUGAAUACAAUGUAAAUACAGCCUAUAUUUCUUUACAAUGUAACAAACAUUAUUUAUACACAUUCAAAAUUUGUUUACAAAAAUCUAUUUCAUGAAACAUUAUACUUUUUGAGUAUCUUGCUGAUGUUUACAAAAAUCUAUUUGAUAAAACAUUAUACUCUUUGAGUACCUAGCUGAUGUUUACAAAAAUCUACCUGAAGAAUCUACACCUAUCCGUCCAGAUUUACAGUGUUUUGUUUUUGUGUUUAAUGUUGUUUCUGUAAGUUA